Capra hircus (goat) is the source of this 5746-nucleotide messenger RNA. RefSeq names its product oxysterol binding protein (gene OSBP). Bases 1444 to 3858 code for a protein of 804 amino acids. Gene Ontology annotation, molecular function: sterol binding. Lineage: Eukaryota; Metazoa; Chordata; Mammalia; Artiodactyla; Bovidae. The transcript is spliced from 14 exons. The record is from RefSeq and is a predicted model, not a curated record. Gene Ontology annotation, cellular component: membrane; intracellular membrane-bounded organelle; cytosol.
UAAAAAAGGAUAUUUUUAUUUUCCUGAUACCAUGAAGCACAUUGCCAAGAAAAGGUGAUUUGUUUUCCAGCCAGCAGCUAUUUCUAUUGUCCAGGAAAACUAGCAAAAUGUAACAGAUGCCAGGUUCCCGCAAACCCCGUUUGUUAACAAGAGUUCCAAAUGUUAAAUGAGUUACAGGAGUUGUGACUUUCACAGAUGUGUGAACAAAAUCAGUGUAUCUAAAAUAUUCUGUGCAAAGUUAAGCAUACACACGUGUGCUUAUGAUGCUAAAACCACAUGGGUCCAAGUACAAAUAAAGUCAGGUCCUCGCAAGUCCACUUACGCCUCACAGCUGGGUCAGCAACUACUGGCACAAAAUCAGAAGCAUAUGACAGUCUAGAAUCAAGAGAUAAAGUGUGUGGUACUAUGAUGAGCAAACCAGGAAAGGGAGUUAGAAUGGUGGAUUCUGGAGGACACUGGGGAAGCCAUUUCUGGGGUCCCCAGGAACUCGGGCCUCCAGGUCGCAGGGAAAAACUCAGGCAAAGGCCGACUACGCAGAAACACUCUUCCUAACAAACUGGCGAUCUUAGCUCAGAAAGAGCGACUCCAACACUGGCACAGAGCAUCAAAACACGCGUUAGAGAAACCGACAGACUUUGGCCACUCGCAACCUUCCCGAAGACGGAAGCAGACGGGCACGCCCACGAAUUGCUCGUCCCGGAUUUUAUUAGCUGCCCUGCCCCCUCUCUCAAUUGGUCUCUUUCAUUGGUCAGAAGUGUCACGCUCCUACGUUCACAGACAAUUCCAGGAGCCAAUCACCUCCAAUCACCGCCCCGGCUCUUUGCCGCCUUGUGAGUGACAUCCACUCCAACCAAUAAUAAAUGAGAAUAAAGAUGUGACGCGUAGACUCCACCCCCUUUCCCUCAACGCGUUCAGUGAAUGGUAGUAAAGGUUGAGCAGCUGAUAUUAACCACCAAUCCGUAAGGGCGGAAGAGAGCCACGGAGACGACCGAUGGGAGGAGGUGACGUGGCGGUGACGAGUGCACACACCGCAUGAGUGGCAGAAAUAUUGGCCAAUCGACAGCCACACGGGCUGGGCGGUCUGCUUUCUCGAGUCCUCCCUGAGCGCCGGAGACUUCGGGAAAGCCCCAAUGAGCUUGACUUGAGUCUGAUUGGCCUUCACCUGCACCAAUCGGCGGCAGGCCUGGCGGAAGCGCCCCUCCUCGGACGCUCACUGGGCGCUGCGAUAUGACAGGCCCCAGAGAAAUGCCAAUGGCCUAGGGGCCCUGCGCAAGUGACACUCGGCCGCACCAAUCGACUCUCUUCUUCCCCUUGGCCGGCCUGGCGGGGCGGGGACGCUGCGCGGCAGCGGCGGCUGAGGCGCUCGCCGAGUGGGGCCCUCCGGGAGGCGACGGCGGCUCUCGUAGGCGGUUCCGGUCGUGUAUCAGCGGGCGGCGGCGGUUCAUGGCGGCGACGGAGCUCAGAGGAGCGCUGGGCCCGGGCCCGGCCACGAUGGCGGCCCCGGGCGGCGGCGGCGCCGGUCCCCCCGGGGUGGGAGGUGGAGGCGCCGGCGGCCGCGGAGACUCCGGGCCGGGCUCCGGGCUCGUGCCGGGUGCGGCGGCCGCGGUGGCGGCGGGCGGACCGGGCCCUGGGGCCGGGGCCGUGGCGGCGGCGGGCCCGGCUCCCGCGCCGCCGGCGGGGGGCUCUGGCGGCUCGGGCGCCGGGGGCUCGGGCUCGGCUCGCGAGGGCUGGCUCUUCAAAUGGACCAAUUACAUCAAAGGCUACCAGCGGCGGUGGUUCGUGCUGAGCAACGGGCUCCUCAGCUACUACAGGUCCAAGGCGGAGAUGCGGCACACGUGCCGCGGCACCAUCAACCUCGCCACCGCCCACAUCACGGUGGAGGACUCCUGCAACUUCGUCAUCUCCAACGGGGGCGCGCAGACCUACCACCUGAAGGCGAGCUCGGAGGUGGAGCGGCAGCGCUGGGUCACGGCCCUGGAGCUGGCCAAGGCCAAGGCGGUGAAGAUGCUGGCCGAGUCAGAUGAGUCGGGAGACGAAGAGUCCGUCUCCCAGACCGACAAGACGGAGCUGCAGAACACCCUGCGGACCCUGUCCAGUAAGGUGGAGGACCUGAGCACCUGCAACGACCUGAUCGCCAAGCACGGCACGGCGCUGCAGCGCUCGCUCAGCGAGCUGGAGGCCCUGCGGCUGCCGGCCGAGAGCAGCGAGAAGAUCAAGCAGGUCAACGAGCGCGCCACGCUCUUCAGGAUCACGUCCAACGCCAUGAUCAACGCCUGCAGAGACUUCCUCGUGCUGGCCCAGAGCCACAGCAGGAAGUGGCAGAAGUCGCUGCAGUACGAGAGGGACCAGCGCAUCCGCCUGGAGGAGGCCCUGGAGCAGCUGGCAAAGCAGCACAACCACCUGGAGAGGGCCUUCCGGGGGGCCGCGGCGCUGCCUGCCGGCGCCGGCAGAGCAGAUCAGCCCUGCUCCGGCAAAGGAGACCUGAGUGACGAAGAUGACGAGAACGAGUUUUUUGAUGCCCCUGAGAUCAUCACUGUGCCCGAGAACUUGGGCCACAAACGCACCGGCAGCAACAUCAGUGGAGCCAGCAGUGACAUCAGCCUCGAUGAGCAGUACAAGCACCAGCUGGAGGAAACCAAGAAGGAGAAGCGGACGCGGAUACCUUACAAGCCGAACUACAGCCUCAACCUGUGGAGCAUCAUGAAGAACUGCAUCGGCAAAGAGCUUUCCAAGAUCCCCAUGCCGGUGAACUUUAACGAGCCCUUGUCCAUGCUUCAGCGCCUCACUGAAGACCUGGAGUACCACGAGCUGCUGGACCGGGCGGCCGCGUGCGAGAGUUCUCUAGAACAGCUCUGUUAUGUUGCAGCUUUCACCGUGUCCUCCUACUCCACCACUGUCUUCCGCACCAGCAAGCCGUUCAACCCACUCCUCGGGGAGACCUUUGAACUGGACCGGUUAGAGGAGAACGGCUACCGAUCCCUCUGUGAGCAGGUGAGCCACCAUCCCCCUGCGGCUGCACACCAUGCCGAGUCCAGAAACGGCUGGACGCUGCGGCAGGAGAUCAAGAUCACCAGCAAGUUUCGUGGCAAAUACCUCUCCAUUAUGCCCCUCGGUAGCAUCCACUGUAUUUUCCAUGCAACGGGGCACCACUACACGUGGAAGAAAGUGACCACAACAGUGCACAACAUCAUCGUGGGCAAACUGUGGAUCGACCAGUCUGGUGAAAUCGACAUUGUGAAUCACAAGACGGGAGACAAGUGCAAUCUUAAGUUCGUUCCUUACAGCUACUUCUCUCGGGACGUAGCAAGAAAGGUGACGGGGGAGGUGACCGAUGCGUCGGGGAGAGUUCACUUCGCGCUGCUGGGCACGUGGGAUGAGAAAAUGGACUGCUUCAAAGUGCAGCCGGUCCCCGGGGAGAAUGGGGGUGAUGCCCGGCAGCGCGGCCACGACGUGGAGGAGAGCAGGGUGCUGCUCUGGAAGCGGAACCCUUUACCGAAGAACGCGGAGAACAUGUACUACUUCUCCGAGCUGGCUCUGACCCUCAACGCCUGGGAGGCCGGCACCGCGCCCACCGACAGCCGGCUGCGGCCCGACCAGAGGCUGAUGGAGAACGGGCGCUGGGACGAGGCGAACGCGGAGAAGCAGCGCCUGGAGGAGAAGCAGCGGCUGGCGAGGAAGAAGCGCGAGGCCGAGGCCAUGAGGGCCACGGAGGACGGCGCGGCCCACGACCCCUACAAGGCGCUGUGGUUCGAGCGCAGGAAGGACCCGGUGACCCGGGAGCUGACGCACAUCUACCGCGGCGGCUACUGGGAGUGCAAGGAGCGGCAGGACUGGGACUCGUGCCCCGACAUCUUCUGAAGGAGCCGCCGAGGAGGAGCCCGCGGACUGCUGCGGCGCUGCCGCCGAGCUCGUCUGUCUUAACCAAUCACUUGUUGCGAAUCAGUCACCGGAAGCAGACGCCGUUGGUGGUGAUUGGCUGGUUGCCUUAGCUGAUUGACCCUGAAAUCAACCUUCUGGACCCCGCGUGCGUGUCGGGGAGGCGCCCCCCACGUCCCCAGAGUCGGGGGCCCCACUCGCGCCACCGAGAUGCUGGCCCUCACCCCCCCGGAGCCGCCACUCAGCCAGGCCCGCGGAGCACGCUGCGGGGCGCCCGGCGCUGUGCCGCGGGAGCUGAUCCUAGAGGUUCCCUCGGAAAAGAGACACGCUCAGACUUGGCGACGGAGCGUGGUGAGCGCCCUGCUGGAGCCGAGGCGGGGCCCAGGAGACUCCUGGGGUUGCGAGGGGCUCGUCUGCAGGACCGGGACGCGCAGAGGCCGUGCAUGGAAGGAAGUGUCUUCGCUCGUGGGCACAGCCCGCGGCUGUUCUCCGCCUUCCCUGACGGCUGCCCGGCCUCUCGGGCGCGCAGGAGGGUCGCCUUUUCCUCGCGGGGCGGGGGGGGACUUUACGGACUCCCUCAGGCAGAGAGCUUCGGAGAACCCGGAGCACAAGGCCGCGUGGACACGGCUGGCCGCCGCGCUCGGCGCCCCCUCACCCCACCGUCCCCGCCGCCUUCUCUGCGGUCCUGGCUGCGCUCUCGCUCGUGCGCGCGCGCUCUCUCCCUCCAAUCUCUCUGCUCCGGGCACAGUACCCGCUCAGGUUUGUGCCCCGAGGGACAAAGCAUUACCUGCCCGGUUCUGACAGACUUCAGAAUCCGAGAGAAGGCGUUUAUCCCGAGUGAGUUUUCACCAUCUCUCAGAGCCCACGGACUGAAGCCACUUUUGGAAUAAUGUGUUAAUACCUGUAUAUUAUAUAUAUGUAGAGAAAAGGCCGAAUUUUCUGUUUGAUUUCCCUCCCUCCCGGUAAGAAUCUUGCUCUCUGAUCUCACUUGUCUCCCCGGAACUCUCGGACACACUCGUGCGGAUGGGAACCCACCUUGGGCGGGCCCGUCGGCGGUCACCCGGCAGGGUCUGUGUCCGCGGGUCGCAUCCUGGGCGCCCACUGCCGUCUCGGCUCCGCUCUCCUCACCCGCCUCUGCAGGAUGAAGCCCUGGCCCUUGCCCAGCGUCCUGUCCUCCUCCGGGGGGAGAGUGGGUAGAGGGGCGGGAGGGGCGUUUCCCGCUGCAGCCCGCCUCUGUCCGCGCGCAGCGCCGCACAGCCGGUCCUCCUCGCUGGGAACUGGGGCCGGGUAAGAGCCGCGCCUGUUGGGCCCCGUCUCCUCCUUUUUCUGUCCCGCGUUUCGCUUCAGUUGUCUUCGUUCAGAAAUCUGACCCCGUGCCGCCCUCCCACCCUUGGUUGAGGAUCGCAAAUCGAGGUGCCUUCCUUGUCUGCCCUUCCUUGGUGUUCUGUUAGUGUUCCGUAACUGCCGAGCCUCAGCCAGCGUGGGUCCCUGGGGGAAUCAUUCCAGGGGAAGCCGGGCCCGCAGGGACGCUGCCUCCGGGGACUCGCUUCCAGCACGAGCGAGGGGUUACGGCGCCCUGCCUCCUCCAGGGAGGCCCGCGGAAGCAGCGACCCGCUCCUGGGGUGGGUGCUUCGGCUGGCGGGACCCCUGGAGACCGAACUCCUGCUGUGUCCGCCCACCCCUGCCUCCUCUAUCUGCACUACGUUUCCAGCCUGAUCCUCAGAGUCCUGCUCAAGGAAGAAGCUUCGAGUCCUUCAGGUGAAAUAAAGUCAUACGGACGCAAAACAAAACUAUAUUUUCAGUUUUUUUUUUUUUUGCCUUAUUGUUUUUUUUUUCCAAGAAAACUACUAAAUUAAAUAAUUUUUAAAAA